This is a messenger RNA of Harpia harpyja (harpy eagle), 4326 nucleotides long. RefSeq names its product zinc finger and BTB domain containing 18 (gene ZBTB18). The record is from RefSeq and is a predicted model, not a curated record. Lineage: Eukaryota; Metazoa; Chordata; Aves; Accipitriformes; Accipitridae. Gene Ontology annotation, cellular component: nucleus. The transcript has 2 exons. Gene Ontology annotation, molecular function: protein binding; DNA-binding transcription factor activity, RNA polymerase II-specific; RNA polymerase II cis-regulatory region sequence-specific DNA binding. The coding region runs from base 680 to 2275 and encodes 531 amino acids. Gene Ontology annotation, biological process: regulation of transcription by RNA polymerase II.
CUUCGCUGUAUAAAUGAGCUGGAGUUUGAGUGCUCGGUAUCGCUUACGCUGUCUAAACGUUGAAACUGAAAGGACCGACGGCGAGGCGGGGAGCUGUGGGUUGAGUAAAUAGGUUCGGUUAAUUACUCCUUUUAACUGAACCUCUGGGCUCAGUAAAGCCGAGUCGGUGUGGCUUUCUCGGGUAACCCCGUGGCUGGGGUAUGCUGUCAGUACAUAAAGCGGUCCUCCAACUUAAGGCAGAAGUGUUGCUAUGCUGCAAAUACAGUAGAGCCCCAUAUGUUUAGGAUUUUCUUUUUUUUUUAGCUCCCUGUUAGAAAGUUUGAAAAAAAGAGACUUUGAAGUAUUUUGUUUAUACUAACAGAAGAGAAAAGUUCUCCUAAGAAAAAGCUGGUGGCAGGAGUGUAGAGGAGUAGCAUAUGGCAUUAAAAGGAGCACAGCUGGAGGUAGCAUUUCCAUCUGAACAUGAUGUCAGAGCAGCUGACAGCCUGCCAUCCCUCAGCCUUUUAUUCUAACACACAGACAGGGAGUUAGUGUGUGCAGAUCUGUGUGUGGAGAAGGUAUCUCAUUCCUCUCUAACAUCAUCUCCACUUUGCAUCUGUCUCUCCUAGUCUGCUUUUUUUCCACCGAUCUAACAGACCUGGAGCCAGCAAGACUCAGAGGAAAGGACUUAAUCAGGUUUAUGUGUACUAAAGGUUAUGAAGACAGUAUGGAGUUUCCUGACCACAGUAGACAUUUGCUACAGUGUCUGAGUGAGCAGAGACAUCAGGGUUUUCUUUGUGAUUGCACUGUUCUGGUAGGAGAUGCCCAGUUCCGAGCGCACAGAGCUGUACUGGCUUCAUGCAGCAUGUAUUUCCACCUCUUUUACAAGGACCAGCUGGACAAAAGGGACAUUGUUCAUCUGAACAGCGACAUUGUUACAGCCCCAGCUUUCGCUCUCCUGCUUGAAUUCAUGUACGAAGGAAAGCUCCAGUUCAAAGACUUGCCCAUUGAAGACGUGCUAGCAGCUGCCAGUUAUCUCCACAUGUAUGAUAUUGUCAAAGUCUGCAAAAAGAAGCUGAAAGAGAAAGCAACCACGGAGGCAGACAGUACAAAAAAGGAGGAAGACGCCUCAAGUUGUUCAGACAAAGUGGAGAGCCUCUCCGACGGCAGCAGCCACAUGCCAGGAGACUUGCCCAGCGAUGAAGAUGACGGAGAAGAUGAAAAAUUGAACAUCCUGCCUAGCAAAAGGGACUUGGCGGCUGAGCCUGGGAACAUGUGGAUGAGAUUGCCCUCAGACUCAGCAGGCAUUCCCCAGACUGGCGGAGAGGCAGAGACGCACGCAGCAGCAGCUGGAAAAACAGUAGCCAGCCCCUGCAGCUCAACAGAGUCUUUGUCCCAGAGGUCUGUCACCUCCGUGAGGGAUUCAGCAGAUGUUGACUGCGUGCUGGACCUGUCUGUCAAGUCCAGCCUUUCAGGAGUUGAAAAUUUGAACAGUUCUUAUUUCUCUUCGCAGGACAUGCUUAGAAGCAGCCUGGUUCAGGUGAAGGUGGAGAAAGAGGCUUCCUGUGAUGAGAGUGAUGUUGGCACUAAUGACUAUGAUAUGGAACAUAGCACUGUGAAAGAAAGUGUGAGCACUAAUAACAGGGUACAGUACGAGCCGGCCCACCUGGCUCCGAUGAGGGAAGAUUCGGUCUUGAGGGAGCUAGAUAGAGAGGACAAGGCAAGCGAUGAUGAAAUGAUAACUCCAGAGAACGAGAGAGUCCAGGUGGAAGGAAACAUGGACAGCAGCUUGCUCCCUUACGUGUCAAACAUACUUAGCCCCGCUGGCCAAAUUUUCAUGUGUCCUCUUUGCAACAAGGUCUUUCCUAGCCCCCACAUCCUGCAGAUCCAUUUAAGCACGCACUUUCGAGAGCAGGACGGGAUCCGCAGCAAGCCUGCUACCGAUGUCAAUGUCCCGACCUGCUCAUUGUGUGGUAAGACUUUUUCUUGCAUGUACACCUUGAAGCGUCAUGAGAGGACUCAUUCAGGUGAAAAGCCCUACACUUGCACCCAGUGUGGGAAGAGCUUCCAGUACUCCCACAACCUGAGCCGCCACGCAGUGGUUCACACGCGGGAGAAGCCUCAUGCUUGUAAGUGGUGUGAACGCAGGUUCACGCAGUCCGGAGACCUUUACAGACACAUUCGGAAGUUUCACUGUGAGUUGGUGAACUCAUUGUCUGUCAAAAGCGAAGCACUGAGCUUACCUACUGUCAGAGACUGGACCUUAGAAGAUAGCUCACAAGAACUUUGGAAAUAAAAUUUUUAUAUAUAUAAAUAAUAUAUAUAUAAAUCUAUAUAGUUGUGGUACAGUCUAAAAGCAAUCUUGUUUCCUUGAACUGAAAGUUUGGCUAUUAGCUUGUUUUUGCACUUUAAGGCAGCAUGAAUAUUUCACUAAUUUAGCACUCUGAUAAAAAUGAACUGUAGAGGUAAUCCGACAAAGUAACAAAUUACGGAGCGUAUUUUUCCCCCUUUUCGGAAUAGAAGCCAGUGGAUACUUUACUUCUAAGGAAUCUCCAAUUCAAAAAAUUUGGAUGUGGCUUUAUUCUCCCCAAAACACUGCGUUCUGUUAAGCUCUCGAUCUUUUUCCUCUUAAAAUCUGAAUGUAGAGAUCCUCUCCCAAUUUUGUCAGUUCCUUUACAUUUCUAUAAUUGCAUGAGUCCUUUCUAGCUGUUGGAAACCUGAAUGCUUUUAGACCCAAAUGGAAAAUUUCUGAAAUGCUGGAUUAUCUAUUUUUAAACAAGCGGUUGACUUAAAACUUAUUAUGGCAACUUCUGGAUUUCUGACAGUUCCCACUGGAAAAAAACAAAACAAAACAAAAAACAACACAAAAACAUAAAACAAAAACCCUGAGAGUACACUGGGAUCACUGGGACUCUGUCUUACGUGAAGGUUUGCUUGGGAUGAAAAAGGAUAUUGCAGCUUCAGCAGUGAUGAACUGUGUGUUUAAAAAAUGUGAAUUACUGUUAUUGUAUACUGUAAUUGAUUACAUGGGCCGGGGGGAGGUAUCAAAGAACUUGGCAGGUUGUGUUGAUGCUCUUAGUUGAGUCUUGAAAAGUAAAUAUUAACGCUACAGAAAUGCAUGAUUUUCAGUAUAUUUUUGUCUUUGUUUGCAUUGUAUAACUUUAACGAGUGAGUUGAAAAUUAUUUAAUUUCCUUAGGAAAAAAACCCGACACCGUUGAAAAUGCCGGUGUUACGAAGAAGAGAAAUGCACUGUUUUUAUUUUAUCUAAUUUAAAUUUACUUUCCCACUGUCUUUAAGUUGAGAAGAACUUAAGCUACGAGUCGCCGAUUUAGCUACGUUAACAAGGAAAAAAAAAAAAAAUGAGUGUUUACAACCAGGCUUCGAGAUUUGCAUGUGCGGUGUGCAUUUACUAACCCCAGACCCCUUCUAAUUGCACAGACCCCACGCCAGCUCCAGCUGAGGUGCGUCCAUUUCCCCAGAUGAGCAUUUGUAGGAUUCCUGCUGCACCGCUCCACCACAAUAGGUCGUUCUUUUUUUCCCCCCCCGUUGAAAAGAGGCUGUGGACUGAAAAAAAAAGGAAAAAAAGCCCCGGGCUGAAAGGCCUGGGAAGGCCUGAGUGACAGGGGGGCCGGGGGAGGGCAGGGGAAGGACUAUGUGUAUCCAAGCAGCAGAGACUGCAGCCUGACGUGUGGUUUUAAUGACCAACACGCAGGUCAAAAGCAUUUUGCACAGUGUUUGUUUUCCUGUCUUGCACUUACAAAUAAGGUCUAUGGGAGUAGCAUGGAAAACGUUUGCUGUUUUUUCCUUUUUUUUUUCUUUUUUUUUUUUCCUCUGCUUUUGUUUAAAAUUUGAUCGCCUUAACUACUGUAAACAUAGCCUAUUUUUGUGCUUAAGAUACUGAAUGGAAAACUCCAUUGUGUAUUGCUGGACUGUUUUGGAAAUAUUUGGUCAAAUGUGUGUUAAUUUGGCUGUAAUGGCAUUUAAAACAAAAAAAAAGCUGUGAAAAUGGCCUUGGAGCGUUAUCUUUAGUUACUUGAAUAGUUUCUAGGUUUUAAAACUACAUUCUUUUCUUAAGUUAGAGAAGACAAUCAGUGUCUGAGGAAAAUGGACUUUCUCUUGGAUUUUUUUGUGGUCCUCGUGAGUGAUUGCUUUUUUCCUUUCCUUAGUUUCACAUUCUUCUUUUGUUCUAAAACUUAGACUGACAUCUAGCUUUGACAAUCAUAGUAUGUUUUAUUUUCCUGAGGGGGGAAUAACUUAUAAUGCUGUUUAGUUUUGUACUAUUGGUGUGUUGGUGAAUUUUUAAACUGUGUGCUAACUGCAAUAAAUUAUAUGAACUGAGAAAUCAA